AUGUUUCUCAUGAACGCGCCUCCUGUGCUGGCCCUGCGGUCCGCGUGGGAGGCCUUCGGCCCGCCCGGGAGCUGUAGGUUUCCCCGAUGCUUCUCAGAGCCCAGAGAGGGCAGCUCGAGAGCGGCGGCGAGCGCCCAGGUGCAGAUGGCCAUCAGCAGGCUUCAGGGCGACAGGGCAGCCCUGGGCAUGAGUGGCGAGCAUGCCCGGCCAGGAAGCCAGAGGGCAGAGAGGGGCCGGGGCGCCCUGCCGGCUGCCAGCCCUGCCUUUGCGGCCUGUGGUCUCGCUGUGGGUCUUGACCCCAAGCAGGAGGAGGAGGAGGCCUCCAGCCUCAGGCCCCUGGUGCCGGAUUCGGACAGCGACGACUCGGUGGACCGGGACAUCGAGGAAGCCAUCCAGGAGUACCUGAGGGCCAAGAGCGGGGCCGCCCCACCGCCUGCAGCCGGGGACGCAGCCCGUCGGUGCAGACCAGAGCCACCUCUGAGCGGCGCCCCAGCCACCCCGUGUCCCCCAAACCCUGCAGCUGGCCCCAGCCCUGUCCAGGGCUCCGCCUCCCCGCUCAGCGUGAGCAGCGAUGACUCCUUCGAACAGAGCAUCCAGGCGGAGAUCGAGCAGUUCCUGAGCGAGAAGAGGCUGCAUGAGACCCAGAAAGGUGGCCUCCCUGCCAACAGAAAGGCAGACCCCGGUGACAGCCUGGCCAGAGCCACCUGCAGGCCUGGCGGAGAGCUGCCACUGAGGGCACCGCAGCAGGACCUGCCGGGCGCCAGCAAGGAGUUCAUCUUCCGGAAGCUGCCCAGGUCCGCGAAGGCCAGCGCACUGCCCAGAGGCCUCAGGUGCAAGGUCGCCACCGAGCCGGCUGCUGCUGCCACUGCGGGGCCCCCUGCAGAGGCCGCGCCGGGUAAAGGCGGGGUCCGCAGGGGCGCGGGCUCCACGCGGAAGGGCAGGCAGCCACGGGGCGCCGCCCUGGUGCAUGAGGAGCCUGACUCGAGCAGCGACGACGGCAUCGAGGAGGCCAUCCGGCUGUACCAGCGGGAGCAGCGGAGGGAGGCCCGGGCCCCGCAGGGCCCCCUGGCCACGGAGGAGAAAGGGCCCCACAGCCUGAGGGGGCCCUGGCCCGAGGCCCACAGCAAAACCCCCGGCAAGAAGAAGCCAGCGGCCCCCAAGGCCACGGACCUCGGCCCGGGCAGCCCAGACCCUGAGCACCCGCCCAGGCCCCCCAGGGAAACCACGGCUCCCGUGCCUCCGGGGAGCUUGGCUGCUGAGAGCCUGGGCCUGGACGGGCCCCCAUGCCGGGCAGACACGCCUGCCGAGCUGAUGUGUGCCGAGGCCAUCCUGGACAUCUCCAAGGCCAUCCUGCCAGCCCCCGUGGACGGCGGGGAGAGGCCCGCACCCACCAGCCCGCUGCGCCAGGGCCCCGACAGCGACAGCAGCGCCGUGGACAGUGAUGACAGCAUCGAGCGGGAGAUCCGGACGUUCCUGGCCCUGAAGGCGCAGUCGGGGGGCCCGCUGCCCCACACGGAGACCUGCGCCCGGCCCGCCCACAGCCCGCCGCCGCCCAGCCUCAGCGCCCCAGCCCCUGACGCUCCAGACCCGUCCCCGGGCUGCAGAAGGAGGCGCAGCAGGAUGCCCUGCACGCCCAGGCGGCCCAGGGACACGGCCGAGACGCAGGGUGCCCAGGACGCCGAGCGCGGCCAGGGCCGGGUGCAGCCUGGCCAGGGGCGAGCCCCCGAGGCCCCGAGAAGGGAGAGCGAGAGCCGCAGCCAGCCUCUCCCCUUCAAGACGGGCGGGCCGGGCGAUGAGCUCGGGGCCCCGGACCCACUGGGAGCCGCACCACCUGGCCCCGGGCAGACGGCCGAGGGGAGGCGCGGGGACAGACAGGCGAGCUCCGAGGAGAAGAGCAGCUCGCUGGAUAGCGACGAGGACCUGGACACGGCCAUCAAGGACCUGCUGCGCUCCAAGCGGCGGCUCCGGAAGCGGUGCAGGGACCCCCGGGCUGGCUGCAAGAAGAGGGUCCGCUUCAGCACCACGGAGACGCAGUUCCUGGACAAACUGGGGAGCUUCCAGAAAGACUGGAGAGACCGAAGCCCCCAUCUGCUGAAAAGCUGUCUCUCCAAGUCCAGAAGGGACAGCAGGGAGAGCCCGGGGAGACCCCUGCAUGUCCCCUGCCGGGAAACAGCAAGGGCGAAGGCGGACGGCUCAGGGCCAGAGGACGCGCCCUCGGGCCCCUCAGCACCCUGGACCCGGGGCAGGGCUGUGCCCGGGGGCCCGUUCUCCAGGGAGUCGGCAGCCCGAGAGCCUCCUGGUGCCGCCGAAAGCCCCAGCUCCCUGUCUGACGAGAGCAGCUCCGUGGACAGCGACGACAGCAUCGAGCUGGAGAUCAGGAAGUUUUUGGCCGAAAAGGCCAAGGAGCCCGUGAGCGGAUCAGAAAUUCCAGGAGGGGGCCCAGCCGCCCUGGGAACGCUGACUGGGGCCAGGCCGGAGCUCCCGGGCAGGAAAGCAUUGCCCCACGGCCCUGCUGCCCAGCCUGGCACGUGCACGAGGAGCCAGAGGGUCAGGGGGGCCCCGCUGCUGGGGGCCGAGGGACCCCGGGGGCCAGGAACAGCCCUCGCUCCAGGUGGGGGGAGCAGCCUGCACCCUGAGCAACCCUGUCCCCCGGCCACCUUGGCCCGGUGCGAGUUGGCACCACCCAGAAGCACCAGUGGGCCUGCCCCUGCCAAAGGGGCGCCGGCUCCAAGGAGAAGCAUCUGUGCCCCCAGAGACCCGGGCCCCAGGGGGCCUGACGGGGUUACAGAGGAGGGCACGUUCGGCCAGCUCCCGAGCCGCGCAGAGGCUGGCGCCCGGGCAGAGGGCUGCUGCUCGCUGGCACGGACCCCGGGCUCCCAGCGGGACGGGGCACCCCGGGCCGGCCUCACCCUCCCCUGGCCUGACCUCACCCCCCAGAGCCGGCUGCAGAGCACCUGGGUACUGGGCCCAGAAGGCAGGGACGUGGCUGCGUGGAGAGGGGGCCUUGGCGGCCAGAAGGAGAAGGGGCCGGGGGGCCAGGCCCGGGGCUCACCCAGCCUCGCCACAGACCCCCGGAGGGGCCUGCCCUUUGCCGGCUUCUCGCCGCUGCUCUCCACGCAGCUAUUCCAUUUCGGGAAGAGCGUGCCUUGGGGCGCCAAGCAGACCGGCCUCUUCAGCCCUGGCCUGGGUCUGCCGCUGCAGGGCCCGUCCUUCUCGGCCUUCCGGGAGGCCCAGGCCUCCUGCGGCCCGAUGUUUGGAAGCCCGCGCCUGCUGGUGAAGGAAAGCGGCCGCUGGCCUUGCAGGAAGCCCCGGGCAGGGCUCGGCCUGUCCGACAGGAGGGCCUCGGGGCCAGAAGAGGGUGUCCUGGACCUGCGGUUUGGGCGCAGGGGGCUGGACAGAGACGAGGAGGAGCCGGAGGCCUUGGGCAGCGACGCCAGCGAGCUCAGCGACACGUCGGUGGAGGAGGGCAGCGGGCCCGCGGCCCAGGGCCCAGUGCUGCAGCUGUGAGCGCCGCGUGCGUGCGGGCCCUGCAGCCGUGCUCCUGGUGGAACGGGGGCCCUGGGGGUCCCUGUGCAGCCUGUACAUGUGUACACUAACGUGAAACCGUGUUUUUAUUUAACAGACGUGUCCUGGUAAACAUGACUUUUGCGGCCUUUUUUGUAAAUUAUUUAAAGUGCUGUAA
This is a messenger RNA of Budorcas taxicolor (takin), 3682 nucleotides long. It is a transcript of the gene PPP1R26, whose product is annotated as protein phosphatase 1 regulatory subunit 26. Bases 1 to 3507 code for a protein of 1168 amino acids. Gene Ontology annotation, biological process: negative regulation of phosphatase activity. Lineage: Eukaryota; Metazoa; Chordata; Mammalia; Artiodactyla; Bovidae. Gene Ontology annotation, molecular function: protein phosphatase inhibitor activity. The transcript has a single exon. The record is from RefSeq and is a predicted model, not a curated record.